CUGCUGAAGAGAUCCGCUCACUUCUUUCAUUUCUAUCAACACUAAUAUCUUCCUACACACAUACAUAUACUCAUCAGCGCAACAAGUCUCCCCGACACCAUCACGAUUCGCAAAACAUACUACAACCACUCUCUUUUCAAAUCUCAUCAUCAUGUCUACUCCUACCAAAUCCGGGAAUGGCUCCGGCGGAAAGCUCCAGCUGAACCAGCGCGAGAUCGAGGUCAUAGCCAUGGCAUUCAUGUGCAUCAGCGACAUCAAGGAGGGCGUGCCCCAGGUGGAUGCUAAAAAGCUCGCCAAGAUCGGCAACUACGCCAGCGCUGACUCUGCUCGCCACACUUGGAAACCCAUCCAGAAGAAGCUCAUGGCCCAUACCAGCGGUGAAGGCGACGGCUCUCCCCUCAUAGCCACUCCUUCUACCAAAGGCAGGGGUGCCUCCAGGAAGCGCAAGGCCGACGACGAGGCUGGUGAAGGUACUCCCACCAAGAAGCCCCGCGGCAGGAAGGCCUCUAAGGUCGUACCCAAGAAGGAGGAGAUCGAGGACUACUUUGACGAGGAACUGGCCGACGGCGAGGCUUAGGCGUGCUCUUAGCGCCGGAUUUAUUUGAUUCUAUUCUACAGGAGGACUUGCGUUUCAGCUGGCAUGAAGCAAAGGAAAUCCCGGAUUUACAGCUACACGGCGUUGACUAGAGGCAAUUUGCUGUGGUUAC
This is a messenger RNA of Daldinia decipiens, 707 nucleotides long. RefSeq lists its product as uncharacterized. The transcript is spliced from 2 exons. The record is from RefSeq and is a predicted model, not a curated record. Lineage: Eukaryota; Fungi; Ascomycota; Sordariomycetes; Xylariales; Hypoxylaceae. The coding region runs from base 152 to 577 and encodes 141 amino acids.